Messenger RNA from Hibiscus syriacus, 1394 nucleotides. RefSeq lists its product as uncharacterized. The transcript has 10 exons. NCBI's taxonomy places the organism in Eukaryota, Viridiplantae, Streptophyta, Magnoliopsida, Malvales, Malvaceae. Bases 276 to 1136 code for a protein of 286 amino acids. The record is from RefSeq and is a predicted model, not a curated record.
AUAAACUGUUCGCGCGACGGCGCGAGCAAAUGAAAAAGUUUGGGACGACAAGAAAAGAGAACAAAGAGCUGGCAAUGGCGUUGACUUCAAAGUCAAUUCUUUUUAUUGAUCCAAAUUUUUGAAAGAUUCAGGCUUAUCAAUCGUUUGGAAUCGAAAGCAGCGUGUAAUACAAAUUUUGGGUUGUCAAGCACUGAUUAUGCACCUCAAGUUUUACAAGAAACAAGUCAAGAACUUGAUGAAGGUGAGAAGAAAACGGUGUGAUUUCUGAAGCUCAAAUGAAGAAAACUCGAGUGGCGGAGGGUGAGGCUGAAGGCCAACACAAACAAAACCGCACCAAAUCUGGGAAAACUCAAGCUCAAAGGGAUGCACAUAACAAAAGCUGUCAACGGUCUCGACAGAGAAUCAAAAGGAGGCGUGAGGAGCUUGAAGAGGUGGAGACCAAGUACUAUGAAAUGGUCCCGAAGUUUAAGAAAAUGCAAACUGAGAAUCGGGAGAUGAAACUGGAGCUUGUGGAAGACAAAUCUAUAAUUCGAAAGAUGGAAAAUGAUAUCCAACAGCUUAGGACAACUCUUGAGGCUCAGAUUAGAAACGAGGCACGGAUGAGGCAAAUCCCCAUGGAAUGGAAAGUCAAUGGGCAAAACUUUACUUCUUUUGACGAGUCCGUAGGAUGGUUUUUGACACAGACGAAUGUGCAAGAUGGUCAGGCUUCUGGAACUUGUACAACUGUUUUAAAUGAUGCAGAGGCAUGCAACUUUCCACUUUUUAUGGCUGAUUUUGGUCAGCAAAUCGGUUUCGGCCAGGACUACACCAAUGCUGCAAAUCAUGCUGGCUCCUCCUCUGCUGCAGGAGUUUGGAUUAAUUCUGUUGCUGGUUCCUCGGAUGCAAAUUAUGAUUAUUCUGAACUUGGUGUUACAAACAAUCAUGAUAACCUUUUCGAUAAUGACCUUGCCGCCGGAGUUCAGACUCAUUCUGCUGCUGUCCUCUCCUUGGGGGCAAAUCCUCAACUGCCCAUUGCACAUGAUGCUACAAAUGAUCACGAGAAUGUUGGUGAUCUUUUCACUCUUGGUCCUGAUGCAGUAGGAUUUCAGCCAUGUGAAAAUCCAUCUCCAGGGACAGUAUGGGAAUGGUCUUCAUAAGACUCAACACCUCAAGCAACACUUUAAGUCGUCGAUAAUCCAUCUGAAGUGUUAUCUAUGUCGGCUCUGAGUUUAUCAUGAUGUUGUUCCCUCCAUUGUUUCUGUUAAAUGAUGUUGUUUCACAUUUGCUAAAUAAGUUUCAUGUAAUCUUAUAUCAAAGUUGGAUGAAGAAUUGGAGAUGGUAAUCACCGGCAUCGUUGGAGAUUGCCAAGAACUCCCCUCGUCUUUUACAAUAAUCGCAAACAUAUGCUUUAGCCA